AUGAAAAGAUUUUACGAGUACCCUGUGCGCCGAACAUGGCCUGUUUGGGCGUUUGAUGUAUCUAAGCAGGUCAUUGGAGCGUUCGGGGUUCAUGUGUUCAACGUGCUACUAUCAAUCAUCAAGACGCUGCCUGAGGAGUGGGUAAAAGCCACAGAAGGUGAAGAUUCAGGCGAUCCGUGUGACUGGUAUUUUUUGAGCAUUGUGUUUGACUGCACCAUUGGCGUUUAUGUACUCUACCUCGUGUUCCGCUGCUUCAACUGGUUCUGUAAAACACACCUUGGCAUGACGCAAAUUGAUUCGGGCCAAUAUGGGCCUGAUCCUCACCACCCUAGCAGAAGGGCAUACAUCAAGCAGCUUGGAAUCUAUUUCGGGGCAUUGAUGGUGACCAAGUUCAUCCUCUAUGGACUUGUGGAGUGCUUCGAGACGCAGCUCUUGUGGAUCACGAGUAAGAUUCUAUUGGCAUGGCUCGAUGAAUAUCCGAACGAGUUUGAGAUCUUCGUGGUGAUGUUCCUCGUGCCUAUAGUGAUGAAUUGCCUUCAGUUGGUAUUGAUCGACAACUUCAUUCAAAACCAGGUGAUGAAAAGAACGAACGCAAUACGACAUAGAAGGAUCAGUUUCGGUGGGAAUCUCAAUGAGAAUGAUGAUGAUGAGUCUGAGGCUCUUUUGCCUAAGAGCUCGCCACUAGAGGAAGUCUCCGAUGCUCAGUAUGGGUCUACAACUCGAAUGGUGUAG
Molecule: messenger RNA, 732 nt
Organism: Candidozyma auris
Lineage: Eukaryota; Fungi; Ascomycota; Pichiomycetes; Serinales; Metschnikowiaceae
Exons: 1
Coding region: 1-732 (243 amino acids)
Cellular component (GO): membrane
Source: RefSeq, a predicted model, not a curated record